Malus domestica (apple) is the source of this 945-nucleotide messenger RNA. RefSeq names its product CASP-like protein 1F2. Lineage: Eukaryota; Viridiplantae; Streptophyta; Magnoliopsida; Rosales; Rosaceae. The record is from RefSeq and is a predicted model, not a curated record.
UUUUCUGAUGUAUUUAGGCUCUCUCCUCCUCUACUGUCUCCGUCUUCUGUAUCCAUUGGUCUGAUCAAACAACCCAUCAUCAAAUCGAAAUGGCGUCAGAGACGCCCAAAGAGAAUAGCUCCUCCGUCCUCCAAGUCACUUCUUCAGGCGUACCACGGCGGAGGAUGUCUUUGUUGACCGCUCAAGUUGCUCUCAGAAUCUCAGCCAUUGUCUUCACACUCAUCGCCAUCUCCGUUACGGUCACCAACAGCCAAUCCGUCGUCGUGUUCGGAUUCAAGUUCGAAGCUCACUACUCCUACUCAACUGCCUUCAAGUUCUUGGUUGGUGCUAAUGUUGUGGUGUGUGCCUUCUCAGUGCUCUCAUUGAUCUUCCUAUCCUUCUUCUUACGCCGUUCUCCGUCUCAACACCUCAAAAACUACUUCGUUCUCUUCUUGCACGACAUGGUGAUGAUGGUGAUGAUGAUAUCCGGGUGCGCAGCCGCGACCGCAAUCGGGUACGUGGGGAAGUAUGGGGAGAAGAAAAUGACUUGGCAGCCAACAUGCGGUUAUGUGAAGGAGUUCUGCAACAAAAUGACCAUUUCUCUUGCGUUUUCUUACCUGGCUUUCUCUGCCUACUUGUUUCUCACUCUCAUAGCUGCUCAUAAUCUCAUGCCUCGACCUACUGAAUGAACUCAGCAAUACAACUUACAAGAGAUCUAUCCCUUCAUCCGAAAACGACAUCGAAAAUCACAGAAUAGUGGUGGUGGUGGGGCGUUGAAUUGAUCAUUUUGCUAUACAUAUGUUCUCUUAACGAUUUAGUUUACAUAUUACCCCCUGUAGCAAUUAUGGGCCAAUUAAUCGUAUUUAUUUGUACUAAUUGUCUCCUUGAUGCUUGAUGAAAUGGUGGCUUCUUUGAUUAGGAGAUGUUGCAGAAAGUAUUUGUGUAUUGGGAAUUUUCUUUCUUCUA